AUGGUGGAUAGUGGAUACAGUAAUAAGAAGGGAUUUCUUGCACCAUAUAAGGGCAACCACUACCACCAACCACACUUUCAAGGUCACAAGCCGGGGAAUCGUAAUGAGUUGUUCAACCGUGCCCACUCUUCUUUGCGGAGUGUGAUUGAGCGAACAUUUGGCGCUUGGAAGUCGCGGUGGAGAUUCCUGCACAAUAUGCCUUGGUUUGAUUUUCGUAGAGUGCAGGUGUCGUUGGUGGCUGCAUCUAUGGCAUUACACAAUUUCAUACGCAGAAGUGAGGAUGAUGCGUUAGUUGUUGCUGUCAGAACUACGGCGGAGUACACAUAUGACAAUAUUCCCGAUCGCGCAGAUUUGGCUGCCCUAGACGAUGCCGUCAUGCCUACGAACGAGGACGUUGAAAUGGCGCAGUUGUAA
Molecule: messenger RNA, 414 nt
Organism: Camellia sinensis
Lineage: Eukaryota; Viridiplantae; Streptophyta; Magnoliopsida; Ericales; Theaceae
Source: RefSeq, a predicted model, not a curated record